This is a messenger RNA of Penicillium roqueforti, 969 nucleotides long. Its product is annotated as telomere length and silencing 1 family protein. Gene Ontology annotation, biological process: mRNA splicing, via spliceosome. Bases 1 to 969 code for a protein of 322 amino acids. Gene Ontology annotation, cellular component: spliceosomal complex. The transcript has 3 exons. The record is from RefSeq and is a predicted model, not a curated record. NCBI's taxonomy places the organism in Eukaryota, Fungi, Ascomycota, Eurotiomycetes, Eurotiales, Aspergillaceae.
AUGGACACGCAGGAAGAUACUAUGCCAAUUGAAUCCCUGUUUCGCCCAGCAAAAAAGCGCAAGUUCAUGCGACGACGUCCCGACCAUGAGAUCCUAGACACCGAAGAGGCCGAUAAUCAAAAUGAUAAUCCUGGCGCGUCACAAGCUCUGGGGAGCAAUAAUCUUCGGCGUCCACGCGCAAUUCGAAAGGGCGGCAUUGGGUUUUCUACCGCGUCACGGCUAGGAGAUGAUCAGGGCCAGCAACUAGCGCUAGUACCAGUGGCUGGAGAUACUGAAAACGAGAAGAUACAAGCAAUGAAUGAACGUUUCACGGGAUAUACUGGUCAAACAGUGGAUGUUGACAAACACAUGAUGGCAUUCAUAGAUUCCGAGAUGGCUAAGCGCUACCAGCCUGAAUCAAAGGCAGAUCAUUCAGGUUCCAACCAACCAACCCAGGAGGAAGUUGCCGGGGGAUUGUCGCUACCUGGACACCAGACACGCGAACCUGCGUCGCUAGGCAAACUCCAUGAAAUCGACCUCGGCCAAGAAGCCACAUUGCGAAACAUUGCGCGAACAGAGGCUGCGACUCGACAAAUGACUGAGAAUGGAGGCUUGCCGACAUCGGUUGAUACUGCUCCAGAGACGGGUCGCCCUAACCCAGACGGCAAGUCAUGGCGCAAUCGCAAACAGAGGACAGAUGCAGACAUCGCAAGGGAUCGUCUUGUGGAGGAGGUACUACGUGAGAGCAAAUUGGAAAUCUAUGAUGAACAAGAAGAGGAAACACAGCUUGAUGAUCAACAAGCUGCUGAUGACCGAGUUGCUGAGCAAUUCAGGCGCGACUUUAUGGAUGCGAUGCAGUCUCGGCGUCGGACUCGGCCUGCAGCAAAACCCGUGGCUAAUGUUGAAGCGCCUCGGGGUCCGAAGCUUGGAGGCAGUCGCAGUGCAAGAGCUGCAAUGCGAGAGAAAGAAGCACAGGCGGGAAAGAAAUGA